GAAUUAUUCAACAGAACGUAUUAAGGUUAAUAGGAUAGCUUCAUAUUAUAUAGAUUUAACAAAUAAUAAUAAUAAUAAUAAUUCUCGUUGGUUAAUCUAUUUUGAUGGUGGUUGGUUUUGUUAUUCAAAUGAAUCAUGUGAAUUUCGUCGACAAUAUUCACCAAAUUUAAUAACAUCAUUAAAUUUUAAUUCGAAUAAAAAAUUUUUUACAGGAAUUUUUUCAUCACUUAAACAAUAUAAUAUUAUUUAUGUACCUUAUUGUUCAUCAGAUUUAUGGUCAGGAUCAUCAAAUCAAACAAAUUCACAUGGUUAUGAUAUAUUUCAUGCGAUAUUUCAUCAUAAAAAAUAUUUUUUUAAUGCUAAACAAAUUAUUUUCACAGGUUUUCCAGCUGGUGGUCUUGGUUAA
Rotaria sp. Silwood2 is the source of this 406-nucleotide messenger RNA. The record is from the annotation of a GenBank genome assembly. NCBI's taxonomy places the organism in Eukaryota, Metazoa, Rotifera, Eurotatoria, Philodinida, Philodinidae.